CAGAUAAUGAUAUGGAUUGUCAAACCAAAUUCCUCAGCAUCUUCAGAGCAUAUUAUGCUAAGAAUUUUCUAAGUAUAAUAAUCUUAGGACAGUAUAUUGCAAAAUUAUUCAGAUUUUUGCCUAGGAUAAUUGGCCAGUCUCCAACCCAAAUGGUAUCAUCAGAGUCAACCUUUGGCAAUUUUAUUGCAUAUCUUCUCAGUUUUAUGUUCUUUAGCCAUGUUGUUGGGUCAGGAUGGUAUCUCUUUGCUCUACAGAGGGUUCACCGUUGUUUGCAAGAUGCCUGCCAUCAUUCUAAUCUACAUGGAUGCAUGGAGUUGAUUAAUUGUGAUUCUAAAACUAGGAUGAAUAUAUCAGCCAUAGUAUGGAGAAUUGAUAAGGGUGCUGAAACUUGUAUGAAUGCCACAUCUGGUGCUUUUUCUUAUGGAAUCUAUGCCAAUGCUAUACCACUUACUAAAGAAACUAGGUGGAUCAAAAAAUACGUGUAUUCACUCUUUUGGGGAUUCCAGCAAAUCAUUACUCUGGCUGGUAAUCAAACUCCAAGCUAUUAUUUGUGGGAAGUCCUCUUUACAAUGUCCAUCAUGGCAUUGGGACUCUUGCUUCUCAUCGGAAACAUACAGAGCUUUCUUCGAACUCUUAGCAAGAGGAGCCUAGAAAUGAUGCAUAGAGGUUGUGAUGUUGAGCAAUGGAUGAACCAUCAUCGGUUACCAGAAGAUCUCAGAAUGCUGAAUGGAAUAGUCGGCAUAAUGCUCCUGAAAGAACGGUUCUCGAGAAUUUGCCAGAAAACCUCCAGAUAGACAUACGACGUUAUAUCUUCAAUUUUGUUAAAAAAAUUCGAAUUUUUUCCCUGCUGGAUGAGGAUGAGCCUGUCUUAGAUGCUAUUCGUGAGCGACUAGUACAAACGACAUACAUUGAAGGAAGUAAAAUUUUGAGUCAGGGUGGUCACGUAAAAAAGAUGGGUUUUAUUGUUCGUGGAAAAUUGGAGAGCAUCGGAAAAGAUGGAAUUCCGGUUUUGUUAUCCGAAGGGGAUGCUUUUGGUGAGGAGCUUCUAAUAUGGUAUCUUGAACGGUCUUCUGAAA
Messenger RNA from Medicago truncatula (barrel medic), 1076 nucleotides. RefSeq names its product probable cyclic nucleotide-gated ion channel 20, chloroplastic. Bases 12 to 794 code for a protein of 260 amino acids. The record is from RefSeq and is a predicted model, not a curated record. The transcript is spliced from 6 exons. NCBI's taxonomy places the organism in Eukaryota, Viridiplantae, Streptophyta, Magnoliopsida, Fabales, Fabaceae.